CCCCAUCCACAACAGAAACCCCAAACAGCUUUUCCAAAUGAGUGACACAGCCCGUGUCCAUUCAUCGCCUCACUCCGGCGAAGGGUUUCUGAACAGCCCAGACCUCCUCAGCCAAUUGCUGCCAGCAACAUGUGGAGGGGAGGCAUCGCUAUAGCAACCGGUGGAUGGGCCAUGUGCGGCAGCCGGCAGGGGCUGCCAGCCGCCCGAUAUAAGGAGGGCAGCGCCGGGGCGCGCCGGCAUCCUCCACCCGCGCCCGCGCCCCGCGGGGACCGCCGGGGGCCGCCGGCUCCCCCCGCCCCGCCGAGCCGAGCCGUGCCGAGCCGAGCCGCGCCGGGAGGCGGCUGCGGGCUGCGAGGAGCGCUUGUGCCUGCCGCCGCCUUUGUCUCCGCUGAGGAGGGGAGUGGGGGGGGCCGGGGGCUGGGAGGCGGGGGGGGGGGGGAGUUUUGGCACCGGAGGAGGAUUGCUAGAGCCCGCCGAGGUGCGCUGAGCCCUCCCAGGGAGGAGCCCGUCCCGGCACGCCGGCUGCGGCGCCAUGGCAGCAGGAAGCCAGAAGAAAGUAUCUACUGUUGAUCAAGGGAUCUUUGAACUCACUGAAUUCUUGAUUGUAUUCAGUCAUUGUUCGUGGUAUUAAUCCUACUAAGAGGUAUAGAGACGCUCCAGAGUGCUUUGUGGUGUUGAAGGUUGCGGAAAGAUCAUUGUACCCCUACAGAUGAAUAGAUCUGUGGCUCUUGCAGUGACCUUUCUCAGUGAUUUGAAUAAGCUGCAGUUCCCAGAAAUCCAUCUGCCUUUUGUGUUUGUCGAUUUGUCUAAUCUUUCCGACCCCUAAAAGAAGCAAAAAGUACCUUCCCAUCCGAUUUCAUCCUCCCGAGUAAAAGCGUUAAAUUGACCUCAUUUCAGGUGAUGAACUGACAUUUGCUGAAAGUGAUCCUGGCAUCAGGCGAGCUUUCCCGGGGCGGGGGGGCUGGGGGUGGUGGUGUAAAGAGGAAGGCAGAGGAUAGCUGCCCCAGAAAUCUCUUACUAACUCUAAAAGUAGUACCUUAAAACACCAACAAGUAGCCCGGACCAUACAGCCCAGGAGUGCGGUGCUGAACACGAGGAACAUUAUGUGCACUGAAGGUGAACAUCCCCAGGCCCUGCUGCCCCAGUCCAACCUGACUGGGAGCGCAAAGCAGGGGAGGAGAAGCAGGAACCAAAACCGAGGGAGACGCUGCUUUCCCUUCUGUUUGCUUUCUUAUUUUGCUAAAGGAAAAAAAUCUUAUCUGUAGGUUUCCUGGGAACAGAUUAGGGUAGCCAGGCUCCUCCUGAUGUGAAGUGUUUCCCUGGUUUUCUAGUAACCUAUCAAAACUUAACCAGCAUAGUGUAUCUCAACCUGUGUCUCAGAUAACCUUACAAGGGGAAAUUACUACAAGUGAAUUUAAGUUUAGAUUUAUUUAGGUGAGCAGACAUACACAGACAUAAUAUGAAUACAUAUUAUAUAUAUCUCUCUCUCUCUCUCUCCAUACACACCUACACACAUCCCUUUCUUCAUGCUUUCUAUAUUAAGGAAAUAAUACACGUAUCCUUUAUGGUUUGUUUUAAUGUCAGUAGCUGCAACUAUCAGCAAAGGAUCCUGUUAAAAAAAAAAGCCCAAUGAACUAAAACUUAUUUUAGUGAAGUUUGUGUUUAAGAAUAAUGAUUUUCUUGUAGAAUUCUUUUCUUCUGCCUAGGCACUUUUUUCACUCCUUGAAUGGCAGAUUUGCAAGUACAAUUUCAUCUGCACAGAGGAACAAUAGCUUUCAGUUGCACAAAGGAUUUCUCCCACCCUGAAUCCAAACCACAAUGCCUCUUGCUCUGAUAAUAGCUUCUGAAAAGAUUUUGUAAUGCACAGAAUUAAUACAUGAUUAUUUCCGCCUCACUUCUCUCAUUUAUUAGAUUCUAUAGUGAAUUCCAAAUUAAAAAUAGCACCUCUUGAGUUUUUUAAUGUUCUAAUAUUUUGAAACAAAUCAUAUUCUGAAGUUCCUCUUUUUGGCCCUGUUUACUAAGAAAUCUGCAUUUUUUAAUUAUUGCUCCGAAACAAAACUGUGUAAUAUAAAUGUAAAAAUCAAGGCAUGCAAAAAAUUGGAAAAAAUUAUAAGGUCACAUUGUUUUAAAAUGAAUUGUAGUGCUUUUUCCUUUGCAAACUGGAAGAGAGGUUGGGUGCAGUAACCGGCAAACUGGGUUUUAAAUCAGGAGUAUCUUUUUAAAUUUAUGAAGCAAAACAAAACCUCAACUUCAGUUAGAGUUUUGCUUUCACAAGGACCAGAAUCGGGCCCUGUGUCCUAAAGGAAAUAAUGAAGUGUAAUUCUGCUGAGACAUCUGGAAGGUGAGCUUUCACAUCACUGCAUGGGGAGCUCCUCUCUGCUCUUACAAAGACUUUCUCCCACACUUCCAACAUAGGUGUGAGAACUUAUUUACAUGAAAGCGUACAUUAAAUAUUUACUGACAUUUGCCUGGAAUUCGUUUGAAAUGUCGGCUGUUCUGCUGCAUCAUGGGAUGACACCGCGGAACGGGACGCUGCUCUUUGAUUAGAACAGUGAUUUGUGACUCCAGCAUUGUGGCUGCUCUAGUUACUGACUCACUUUUGGGUGUAUAUAAAAUGCGUUGUCGAGGGACUGGGAAAGCCUACAUGAGAUCAGAUCCUAAGCAUUUUUUCUUCCCUCUUAAAAAGAAAAAAACAAAGAAACAACCACAAGCCCUCACAGAAGUGGUGUACUUCAAGCAAACACUGUUGAGUCUAAGUGGUAGGUGUAAUGUUGUUCUGAGACAGGGUAACUCUUUGCCUUCUAGCAUUUAAGCUCAGGCCGGGCCGUUUCAAAGUGAGUAAAGACUGGCUGAACGUCUCCAAAGCCUCCGUAUUUAGAGUCACUGCCUAAGCCAUCCAUUUAGGAAUUAGUUGUUUUUCCUUCACUGGGACUCUGUGAUACUACACAAUUUUCCAAGGAGAAAAUCAUUCAGAGGAAUGUCAAUAUAUUCUGUUAUAUAAAGUUUAAAAAAUGCAUAGUUACAUGUAGCUGAGUUUAA
Messenger RNA from Aquila chrysaetos chrysaetos, 3039 nucleotides. RefSeq names its product hapless 2-like. The coding region runs from base 130 to 570 and encodes 146 amino acids. The transcript is spliced from 2 exons. NCBI's taxonomy places the organism in Eukaryota, Metazoa, Chordata, Aves, Accipitriformes, Accipitridae. The record is from RefSeq and is a predicted model, not a curated record.